Molecule: messenger RNA, 2247 nt
Organism: Schistosoma spindalis
Lineage: Eukaryota; Metazoa; Platyhelminthes; Trematoda; Strigeidida; Schistosomatidae
Source: the annotation of a GenBank genome assembly
CUAAGGGGUAACACCCAGAAAUUAGAGAUACAACAUAGCAGAACGGACUGUAGACACAACUUCUACUCCUUAAGAGUUGUCGAAUGCCGGAAUUCGCUGUCAACUAAACUAGUCCAAGCGACUUCCCAGGAGUCCUUUAAGAGGAAACUUGAACUAUUCUUAAGGACUAAGGAUAAGAUCUUAUUAUGUUACCAAUUUCUCUUUUUUAAAUAUAUUAUAGUUAAUAUAUCCAAGUUCCUGCCUAGAGGUAUUGGUGAUACCCUGCUACUAGACACGGAAGUCAGUUAAGCGAAAGCUAUUUGAACCAUUAUGAACCAUUUGACUCGGCACUGACCUUGAGGGUGUCCACCUGAUAACUAGGAGGCAACGCUCCAGGGGUAUCGCGACACUUUUUUGCGCUGCUUUUUCAUUUGCCUAGCCGGAACCAAUUUUAGCAUUAUCUGAUGGAUGAUUUUUUGACAUUUGAUGACGGCUUAUUUGAGUUCAAUGAGCACAAAGAAGGUUUGUUAUCUGUCUUUCAUCCAAAUGAAGUGGGAAAUCUAGAAUUUUUAUCAGGUAGUGGAGAGGAGUGUUUAAAGUCUUCAAGCGAUUGGUUUUAUUUAUCGAAGAGGUACGACGAUUGUUUGCAGUAUUUGCUUCAACUAUGGGACCGUGUUCAUAAUUACAAUGGGCUUCCUAAAAGAAUUACUGCUGAUGCUAUUGUUAGAUGCUGUUUGAAACUGAACAAACGAUGUGAACUGCUUCCUUAUCUCCAGCAACACAGCCAAUUAUCAGCGAACUAUGAGGAUUAUAUCGGACACUUAAUGCUUCAUUUUACUUGUUCAAUAAACGAAACAACGCAAGGUCGAAUUAAUUUACUCCAACGUUUCCUAUUGGCAAUUCCUCCAUCAUUUGUUGAUGAUUCAUCAAUAUUUAUUCGUGAAAAUCUAUUUAAACACUCUCAGUUAUGGAUCGACUUAUCAGUUGCUUGGGAUCAAAUUCAGAUAGAGACUAGGACAAUGUAUUAUCCUGCAUGGUUUUCUAAGGUAGCGUUAUUGUAUGCAGAACUUGUUAAUACUAAUUCAAAGUUAAAUGAAACUUCACUUACAUGGACUGAUAAAUUUCUGAAUCCAUUACAAAUCGAAAUAUGUCGUAAACUAUCAUUACGUAUUUUAACUACGUGUAGCAGUAGUGGUAGUUCUUCAACAGGCCCAUCUACUACUACUACUACAAUGCUAAGUAAAGAUAACGGUGUAUCUAGUCACGAAAAUGAUGUACAAUUCAAUGGCGUUACCGUUACUUAUGAACUGCCGUAUAUUCCUAGUCAGAAAUGCUGUUCUACUAAUACUGCUAUAGACACUAACAUUCAAGAUGAAGUCGGACACGUGUUUUUCCAAGUGUUUAUUGCUCCAUUCAUGAGUAUUUAUGAAAAAUCAAUUUAGAAAACACCAGUAAUUUUUUGCAGUGGUUUUACAUAUACUUGUAAUUAUAAAGAAAGCUCUUUUUUUCUAAAAAAUCUAUUUUGUUAGCAAAUUAGUCACUUCGAUUUAGAUUUUGUUGAUAAUCAUUGUGAACGUAUGUUUGCUCGAAAAUUUUUCUUUAUAUUUCAAAGGUUACUGGGUACUCUUCAAGAACAAUCAUGUUUCACUUUAUGUGUAUUAUGUUGUUUCGGGCUUUCUUAGGUUUGUAUGGGAGUGAGUUGGAAGAAAGCUAGGGGUGGCAAGAUGGACAUAUGUCAUCAGUCCCUGAAGUCAUCGACUGUUAAUCUGAACCAUGUUUAGUGGAUGUUAACUAACCGCGAUUGGUGAUUAGAGGUGUCAGGUGACACAGCUUGGAGUGGGUUUCAGUGAAGCACGUGCAGUCAUUCUUUAUCUUAUUCUAGAUCCUGAAUUCCAAUAUUCUUUCAUAUAUACCUUCCCAUUUUGUCUUCCCAAACUAUGUUCUGAAUCCCCAGUCUUUCUGAUUAUUAUUGUUACUACAUUAUCCCUCCCCUCUUCCUGUUCAUCCUUUUACAUUCAAUUCACUGUGCUAGUAUGGUAAGUUGGGGCAAUGCAUACGUUUUUGCCAGUUUCUACUUCGAUUAUGAUAAUGAUAACUGUUGUCAGGUGACAAUAAAAGAGAGACUAUCAUUGGUUACAAAUCACUCUGUCUAUAUGAUCGAAUCACUAGUUUCGGUCAUCUCUCAUAACAACCAGUGGACCUGUAGUGAGAUUAAAAUUGCUUUAUACCUUUAUUUCUACGAACUAAUUCUUUCUUCCUGUAUUAUAU